Messenger RNA from Ruditapes philippinarum (Manila clam), 2252 nucleotides. RefSeq lists its product as uncharacterized. The coding region runs from base 366 to 1556 and encodes 396 amino acids. The record is from RefSeq and is a predicted model, not a curated record. Lineage: Eukaryota; Metazoa; Mollusca; Bivalvia; Venerida; Veneridae. The transcript has 3 exons.
UGCGAAGCAAUAGUUCGUAAAUAUUCUAGAUUAGAAUGUUACUUCCGUUGUUAAGGAAGUCGACGGAGCGUUCAAUCGUAUCCAUUAAACGCUUUUUUAUGGCACUCCGCGACACAGUUUUAGCCUCUAUUGUCACUCGAUCAAGAAUACCUACAUCAGAACGUAUUAUGAAUUUUACUUUAAAACUACGUAUAGUUUAUCUGCGUUUUUCCUAGAUUAUAAAUUUAUGUGAUUCUGCCACAUGCAAAAUAAAUAGUGAAUAUUGCUGAGUCAUUUGUCGUGAUUAAAUCUUUUAGCAUGGAUUUUUCAUUAGAAACAUUGAAAACUGCAGUGAAGAUAACUCACUGGAAGUGAAAUAAACGUAAAUGUCUGACGACAAUGGUGACGUCACAGCAAAGUCUUCCUUUGGUUGGUUAUUUCCAACAGUCACCGCAUUUGGAUUACUUGUAUUCCUUGCCAUGUCUUUUGCAUUCUACCAUCGAAGACUCAUGUUGAGGAAAAGGAAGGAAGCCGAAUACAACCGAUUCUUCAGGCUACUUCGACCCGACCUUGAAGUAACUGACAAAAAGAUCACAAGAGCUAGAUCUAUACUUACUAACACCCAUAACCCGGAUCUUGAUUUUACUGCAAGCUGUGCAUAUUAUAAUGAGGCUUUUGUAAGAGACGAUGCUGACAAUGAGGAUGAUUAUGAUGAAGGUGAUGACUUUGAAGACAACGAAAGGCUACAAGAAAAAACCUAUACUGAGGUAGCUGUCCGGCAAAAUGGUGUAAUGGUAGAUAAUCAAAACGAGGACUGUGAUUUAUAUUUGCGCUCCGUGCAAGCAAGGAGACAAGUUUUACUCGCAGAUGUUCAUUCAGAAGAAAUGUAUAGAGAAUCUGAUCUAGAAGUGUUCAAAACAAUUAAUUCUAUUAGAAAAGAUAUGAAUCACGAUGUAAUUGAGGAGGAACGCAAAGAUGGCAUAAAGGAGUUAUCAGAAGAGCAUACUUUAAAAAACAGAAAUUUGCUGCAAAUAGAUGGUAGAGUUUCACGGAUGCAAUCUGAAGAUAGUAUGACAAUUUCAGAAAGUUCUAAUAGGCAAAUCGUUGCUAAUAAACCUCCUGUAUUAAAACCUAUCACAAACAUGGCAAUAAAAGAUGAAAUAGUAAUGAAUAAAACAAUCACGAAGUCGACAAAAUCAAAGAAAAAGAAACUAGGUAUCCUUACUCGCAAGAAGACCGGAAAUUCGGUUCCUUUGAGUAACGGAAGCAGUUAUGCGUCUACAUUCUACAGUGAACCAAGGCGGUGCAGUGAGCCCGCGCUUUUUCUAUAUGACGAGGAAGCGGCUGAUCCGAAGGAUUCCAAAUUCUAUAAGAAUCAAAACAAAAUACUAUUUAAUCCGUAUUAUACUGAAGUAAGUAUGCCGGUGAAUAAAAGUCAAAAACAGAGAAAGAGUUCUACUGCCGAGGACGCGCAAGAAGUAGACUUCUUACAGAAGCCGAAUCUAAACCGUGAAAGGUCAAUGCCGGUUGCAGAUAAGAUUCAUAAAAAGCACGUGCCAGCCAGCACGUGGAUGUAAUGACAGAUUUUUAACUUUAGCAUUAAUGCCUUUUCAGAAGUAUAUUAACAUUGAUACGAAUAGUAUAGAAACUAAAUAUAAUAUUAUAUUUGGCAAUGUGAAUUAUCUACAGAAGGCAAAAAAUGUUGUUGGGAUAGUUUUAUUUUUCUUUUGUAUUUUGAUUAACCUUUAUAAUUCAUGCCAUUGCUUUCAUAUUAAUAUUGUAAUUUCACAGUCUACACUGGUAAAAACCACGAUGUCCCUCCCUUCAUUAAAUUAGGCAAGAUCGGGAAACCAAGUGGUAGAUAUGCCAUUACAUUUACUAUUUAAACGGUGAUGCACACAAGACUGGAAGUCACCGAACUUGACCACAAUGAUAUGGAGGUCCACUAUUUGAAAGUAUUAACUAUAGUAACUGAAUAUAUAAAACAUCGUCGGAACCCACGGUACACAUUCCGUAUAUACUACAUUUAAUACUGAUACGGUUAAUAGUCUGAGUUUCUGAGGAUGCAUAUAAAAAGAGGGAUUUACAUUCUAGUGGAGGGUCAGGCGACUGAGCAAUAAUUACCGCUAUAGACAGUUAACCACGUUAUCAAGGUUGAUAUAGAUAUCGUGAUUAUGAUAAAAUAUUUCAUAAUCGGUAUGUUUCUGUUGAAAUAUGCAUUCAUUUUGAUUACAAAAGCAAAUAUGUAUUUAUAAUAAAAAAAGUUUAAAUUG